Carica papaya (papaya) is the source of this 581-nucleotide messenger RNA. The record is from RefSeq and is a predicted model, not a curated record. NCBI's taxonomy places the organism in Eukaryota, Viridiplantae, Streptophyta, Magnoliopsida, Brassicales, Caricaceae.
UUCCCAAAUCCUCGUCCCGUUGUCGACCAUUCCUUUCCUUCCGCCAUUGAUGAUCGUCUGAAUAACAUGUUAGGGUUCACAUCCUUGUUACUCCCGCAGGUAUUUUUUUCUUCUAAACCAGUCACUGUACUUAUUCAUAAUCCUACCCUCUCUUUCCCGUAUUUCCCUCUCAAAUUCCGAACCCCUAACACCCCCCGAACCCCCUCAAGCUUCACGUUGUUCGCUCAAAACGGCGAAAGCGACUCAAACAACAGAGAAUCUAGCAAGGAAUCUGUGACAGAGAAGCUCAACGGUUCAGUUAAUGGUGGUGAGGGUGGGGGUAGUGAUGAUUCCAAGAGAGAUCCACGGCCUCUGUUUAAUCUGAGAUGGAGUGAUUUGCUCUAUCCUGAUGCUGACAACUUCUUGGCCGUUGGAUUGGCUGGUCUCUUCACUUGGGCAAGUGUUCAGGUUUAGCCUCUUUAGUGGCGGACCGACGCCAACGUCUCCUUCCUCUUCUCUGCGCUCGCCUUGCUCGACUCCAUCGACUGUCUUCUUCAUCUCUCUUGUCGGCUGUUGAAAACUCACAAAUAAUCGGCAUCAAG